This is a messenger RNA of Chironomus riparius, 1709 nucleotides long. Lineage: Eukaryota; Metazoa; Arthropoda; Insecta; Diptera; Chironomidae. The record is from the annotation of a GenBank genome assembly.
UCAGAUAGCUUCACUUCUAUCAAGUCAAUAGUUCACUUCUAAAAGUCAUGAAGUUAAUUACGUUUUUCAUCAUUCUUGGAGUAGCAGGACAUGCUCUGGCUGGAGGGCUUUCACAAUGUGGUCCACUUCUUCAAACAUUCACGCCAUUGAUGCAAGCUAUUGAAUAUAUUGUGGACUUUGUUUUGGACAAAACUGAAACAACUGUCCAGGAACAUCCAUUUGUUGGAAACAGUUACAUUGCAGGAUUCAAUGCGUUCCUUUCUAUAGCAAAUCUGACAUUCGCGACUGGAAUUAGUCAGUUGUCAGGAGUGAAUGUUGAUUACAUCAUGGGAAUCUUUAAUGGAACUGUUUCAUCGCCAUUUAUAUCUCCAUUGGAUUGCAUUGAAACUGAACUUUUAUCUUACAUUACUUAUGCUCAAAAUAUUGUACAGAAUAAUGUAAAUCCACUGGUUUCACAGGUUCAGCAAUCUUCAGUUGAUGAAAACACGCCGUGUGCAAUUGUCAUGCAAAAUUACAGUACAUACUACCAAUUAGCAAGCACAAGAACUAACGAUUUUGUAAGUGUUGGAACGAGUAGCUCAGGUGUCUUCGCUAGCAUUGGAUUGUCAAAUGUUUAUGCAAUGUAUACUGAAUUAUUAAGCAAUAUUUUCUUGAACAUGCAAAGUGUUAGCAUAGCUGAAUUCCUCAAUAUGGAUCCUGUCCUCAUCGCAAACUAUAUUGCUAAUCAAUCAAUUUCAGUUCCACCUCCGUUAUCUUGUAUUCAAGGAUUAAUUGAUUCACAAAUAAAUACUGUCAAUUCAGCUGCUAAUAAUGUCCAAAAUAACAUCAUAUCUUCAAGCAUCCCACCCAAUUGUAAUCCUCUUUAUGGACAAUUCCAAGCAUUUGAAGGUGUUUGGUAUCAUUAUCUAAAUCAACUUCGUGACUAUGCAAUUAACAACUCAAUUGCACAUCCAAUUUUGACGCCAUUCUUCAUCGCUGAUCUCAUUUGUGAGGUAGAUGUCAUGUUGAUAUUCGCAGCAAAUGCAACAAGCAUAUUGACUGAAGUUGACUCCGAUAUAAUUUACAAUAUACUAACAGGAGUGACUGUGGCACCAUUUGCUUAUCCUCUUAGCUGUAUUGAGACUGACUUGGUCUAUUUGGCUGGUCAGAUUUCUAUUUUGGUGAACAAUAUUAUUCCUGGAUUGCAGAACUUUGCUAUUACUUCUACAAGUGACAUAUCAACAUGCAAUAAGACUCAUCAGUCUCUAUCACCAUACGUUGGUACAAUGGUUACUUUGCUAAAUCAUAAAGCCACAUUAGUAGCUAAUGGAACUAUUUACUUCAUGGCUACAAACUUUGGAGAUCUUUUCCUUGAAUCUUUUGCAUCGGUUCUUUCAUGUCUACCAAACUUAGUUGGCAAAUAUGUUGGUGCUGCACUAAAUAGUAAUGGCGCUCCAAUUAGUGCUUUCAUUAGUGGAAUUCGUAUGACAAUGCCAAAUCCAUUCAAUUGUGUCAACAUUCUCAUCAACAUCAUAAAUAGUUUGAUGAAUCAAGCUGUCGUUAACUUUAUCACUGGAACUAAUGUUGACUUGGCUACACCAAACAUUCCAAGAUUUACAGGAUAAACGUUUGGUAUUAAUGUGUAAACCUUUGGGAAAGUCGUCAUUUAUGAACAGCCCCAUAUUAUGCAAAUUCCCUUAAAUAUUUCAAACUUAUAGUUAUUUAAAUAA